This is a messenger RNA of Mucor velutinosus, 855 nucleotides long. RefSeq lists its product as uncharacterized. The transcript is spliced from 6 exons. Gene Ontology annotation, cellular component: mitochondrial outer membrane. The record is from RefSeq and is a predicted model, not a curated record. NCBI's taxonomy places the organism in Eukaryota, Fungi, Mucoromycota, Mucoromycetes, Mucorales, Mucoraceae. The coding region runs from base 1 to 855 and encodes 284 amino acids. Gene Ontology annotation, biological process: monoatomic anion transmembrane transport. Gene Ontology annotation, molecular function: voltage-gated monoatomic anion channel activity.
AUGUCUAUCCCUGUUGCAUUCAACGAUAUCGGUAAGCCUGCAAAGGAUCUGCUCACCAAAGAUUAUCCUGUUGGCGGUGUGAAGCUGGAGGUCAAGACCACAGCUCCCAAUGGCGUUACUUUCAAAGUGAAUGGUAACCGUGACAACAAGACUGGUAUCAUCGUAGGCGAUCUCGAAACCAAGUGGGCCGAUAGAAAGAAUGGCGUGUCUGUCACUGAGGUGUGGACUACCUCCAAUCAUCUCAACGGCAAGAUUGAGUUGGAGAACAGUUUUGCUAAGGGCCUCAAAGUAGAGGUGAUCACUUCUCUCCUUCCCUCAAUCAAUGAAAAGGGCGCCAAGGUGAACGCUACUUAUAAGCAGCCUAAUUUCCAUACUGUUGCUACCCUGGAUGUAUUCAAGAACAACUUGAUUCUCAAUUCCGUUGUUGGCCGUAAUGGAUUCCUUGUUGGAGCUGAGGUUGCUUAUGGCGCAAGGGAGUCAAAGAUCAGUAGAUACCAUGGUGCUAUUGGGUACUCCACCGAUGCGUAUGCUAUCGCUGUGCAUGCCACUAACAGCAUGUCCCAAUACACUGCCUCCUACUAUCAUCGUGUCAAUCCUGACUUGGAAGCUUCUGGUAAGGCUAUUUGGAGCAACAAGGCUUCCAUCGAUGGUGUUGCUCUUGAAGUUGGUGCUAAGCUUCGCCUUGACAGCACCGCUUUUGUCAAAGGCAAGAUCACCAAUUCUGGUGUUGUAGGUGCUUCUUUCACUCAACUUGUUCGUCCUGGCGUCAAGAUCAACAUUGGCGCUACUGUAGACACAAACCGCUUGAAUGAAAAUGCUCAUAGGCUCGGCGUUGCCUUGACUUUUGAAAAUUAG